Miscanthus lutarioriparius is the source of this 525-nucleotide messenger RNA. NCBI's taxonomy places the organism in Eukaryota, Viridiplantae, Streptophyta, Magnoliopsida, Poales, Poaceae. The record is from the annotation of a GenBank genome assembly.
AUGGCUCCAUCUCCAAUGGCAGAAGCGGGUUGCAGCAGCAGCCGGCGACGGUUCGCGGUGGCGUGCAGCGUGCUGAGCCAGUGCGUCAGGGCCGAGACCGCGGCAGCCCAUUCUCGUCCCGCGGUACAGCCGCAGGCUGCAUCAGCGUCCCCGAUGCUUCUUAUGCCGGGCGCCGACGUUGUCAGCGACGAGACCGUGCCAACGCCGACACCGGCGCCGGCGCCAGCGUCAGCAAAGCUAACCAUCGUGUACGGCGGGCGCGUGCUGGUGUUCGACGACGUCCGCGCGGACAGGGCGGCGGAGGUGAUGCGCGUCGCUGCUCGGCAAGACAUGCCCGGUGGACUGGCCGACCUACAGGUGGCGAGGAAGGCGACGCUGCAGCGGGUUAUGGAGAAGAGGCGGGACAGGCUUCGCGCGCUCGCGCCGUACGCCCCUGCCCGCGCGCCGACGGCGACGGCGGCGGUGCCCAAGGAGCAGUGGGAAAAAGACGCUGACAAAUGGCUUAGGCUGGGUAUCCCAGGAUAA